ACUCUCCUCACCUUUCUUCACCACAUAGAAGCCUCUCACAAAUAACUAAAAAAUGUGUCCUAAAUACAUUCUAGUGUUGCUACUUGCACUGACAUUUGCCGUUGCAAAUUCUGUGGCUAGAGUUCCCACUCUUGACAAUUACCCACCAAAACAGGAUAAAAGACAUCAUCCUGGACAUCCUCCCCUAGAGGAAGAAGAAAACACACAGGUAAAUAACUACCACGGACACAUCCAUAAAAAACAUCCUCCUCUAAAGGAAGAAGAAAAUACAGAAGUGAAUAGCUUUCACGGAAAGCCCAUAUACGAAAAGCCCAUACCGAAGCAUCCACCACCAAACAAUCCCGCUACGGAUAGCUACCACCCAUACAAACCGCCACACAAAGGUCAUCCUCCAAAACAGGGAGACAACUCACAGGAGGAUACCUAUUUAAAUAAACCUCCACAUGGUAGACAUGGAGAUCAUCCUCACCACGAGGCGCAGUCGCAAGAAGAUAACUAUCCUGAACACAGGCCACGACACCCUCCACAUCCUCCAACUCCUGUUAAUUGAGUGCUCAUCACUCGGAACUAUAUAUGAUAUGUUAGUUAUGAAGCAUUCAUGGACCAUGGUGUUAUCAUGUAUGCAUAAAUAAAAAAAGUUCUAUGAUUGAACUUGCUUAAGAAGUUAUUUACCUGUUUAUGUGGUAUAUUGUGUAAAAUUAUGUCUAAUUUGUAUAUACAAUUAUGUUACGGUCUAAUAUAAGCUUUACUUUAAAA
Molecule: messenger RNA, 756 nt
Organism: Arachis stenosperma
Lineage: Eukaryota; Viridiplantae; Streptophyta; Magnoliopsida; Fabales; Fabaceae
Product: early nodule-specific protein 2-like
Exons: 2
Coding region: 53-550 (165 amino acids)
Source: RefSeq, a predicted model, not a curated record